AAAAAACUCUUGCGCUUGAUGAAAAACCAGAGGAAUCUCCUGAAGGACACCAGACAUGGAUCAUCGUACAUUUUCGAGCCCAGUGUCUACCAUGCCUUGGUUGUCAUAUUCCUGGAAUUCUUCGCAUGGGGACUUCUCACGACCCCCAUGAUUUCCGUACUUAAUAAAACUUUUCCAGAGGAUACGUUUUUAAUGAAUGGAAUUAUUGUUGGUAUCAAGGGUUUGUUGUCUUUGAGUGCUCCUUUAAUCGGCGCUCUUUCGGAUUCGUGGGGCAGAAAAACCUUUCUGCUGAUCACCGUCUUCUUUACUUGCCUUCCCAUACCGUUUAUGAUUGUUAGUCCUGGAUGGUACUUUGGACUGAUCUCAAUCAGCGGAGUGUUCGCUGUCACGUUUUCUGUAGUUUUCGCUUACGUUGCGGAUAUCACUGACGAAAGUGAAAGAAGUCAAGCGUACGGUCUGGUUUCGGCUACAUUUGCAGCCAGUCUUGUGACCAGUCCCGCACUGGGUGCUUUUCUCAGUGAUAUUUACGGCGAGGAAGUGGUGGUGGCAUUGGCCACAGCCAUUGCACUACUGGAUGUGCUUUUUAUUUUAUCGUUCGUCCCCGAAUCGCUUCCAGAGAAAGCCAGAUUUGCUAAUUCAUCGAACUUUUCGUGGGAGAGUGCCGAUCCGUGUUCAAAUCUGAAGAAACUUGGGCACGACCGAGUGAUCCUUAUUGUGAGCCUAACGACUUUCUUGUCGUAUUUGCCUGAAGCUGGUCAAGUUUCGUGUAUAUUUGUGUAUUUGCGGUUGGUUGUGGGAUUUUCCAUGGAAAUGGUUGCCGCCUUCAUCGCUUUUGUGGGAAUAUUGUCCGUAGUCGCUCAAACUGUGUUAUUAACUCAUUUGAUGAAAACUUUGGGUAGUAAAAAAGCACUAUUGCAGUCGGCCUAAUUUUUGAAGCGCUGCAGCUUUGCUUGGUACGGCUUCGCACAGCAGACAUGGAUGAUGUGGGGGGCGAUCCUUGCCGCUGUUUGCAGUAUUACUUAUCCAGCCAUCAGUGCAUAUGUAUCGAAUUAUACGGAAACUGAUAAGCAAGGUUUGGUUCAGGGUGUUAUAACUGGGAUCCGGGGUUUGUGUAAUGGUCUCGGUCCGGCUGUUUAUGGGUUGAUAUUCUCGCUCUUUCAUAUGGAUAUGAACGAAAAGAAAUUCGGUGAAAGUAAUCCGGCCAGUCUGCACAAAAUGAAAAUUGGCAAUGCCACUGCCACACCGUCAGUGUCCAGCAAACAAAGUAUAAUACCGUCCCCUUUUGUUUUCGGCGCUUUUCUUGUGAUAUGCGCUUUGCUUAUGUCUGCGUGGAUUCCGGAACUGGUAUUUCCUGACAAACCAAAACGGCCAAAACGGUAACACCCACCAUGAGUUUCGUGGCCGAUGACGAAGACGAAGAGGACGUCGAGGUUUACAGGAAAGAGAAUAUAUCCAGGUUCGAAGGCAGCACGCUGAUCAAUUUUGAUUAAUGUUGAUUUAGAUAUGCUCUAUGCUUUGCAUACUGUGCCACUGUGUUGAGUUCCUGGGCUUAUUUUUUCUAGCGUCUUAAUUGUAAUUUGGGA
Messenger RNA from Paramacrobiotus metropolitanus, 1583 nucleotides. Its product is annotated as hippocampus abundant transcript 1 protein-like. Gene Ontology annotation, molecular function: transmembrane transporter activity. The record is from RefSeq and is a predicted model, not a curated record. Gene Ontology annotation, biological process: transmembrane transport. Lineage: Eukaryota; Metazoa; Tardigrada; Eutardigrada; Parachela; Macrobiotidae. Gene Ontology annotation, cellular component: membrane.